Molecule: messenger RNA, 3716 nt
Organism: Cephus cinctus (wheat stem sawfly)
Lineage: Eukaryota; Metazoa; Arthropoda; Insecta; Hymenoptera; Cephidae
Product: lysosomal alpha-glucosidase
Exons: 16
Coding region: 361-3519 (1052 amino acids)
Biological process (GO): carbohydrate metabolic process
Molecular function (GO): alpha-1,4-glucosidase activity; carbohydrate binding
Source: RefSeq, a predicted model, not a curated record
AAUGCACUUGGAUACUAUAUUUGGUGCCGGACUCAAAUCUUAUCGUUUAAAUAUUUGAAGGGGUAUUGCUGAAAAAGAACAGUGUAGUUUUGAUAGCAACUUACCAGUCCACAUCUGUACUAUAUAUAUAUAUAUAUCUGUUAAAGUUUUAUACGCAGUAGAAAUACAUAUAUAUACAUACUUAUCGAAUAUCUCAACCAGAGACAGUCCAGGUUAUGUGCAGUUAACAGCAGUUCUGUGUGUAGACUAGUGUUUGCCGGUUCAGUACUUGACAAUGCAAAAUUUUAGUUGAACAACCAGUUUCGAGGAACUUUACUAAUAAGGCAUAUUUCAAGACCAUUUAAGUAUAAAGGCUUUGGGAUGAUUUUCAAAAAGAGGAGUCUUUCUGACACUACUGUCAAAAGUAUUGACAAUGUCACGCUACUCAGUUCUUAUAAUUUAACUGAGCCUAGGAAACUGUUGGAAGACAAUAAGAAAGGAAUUUCUACCAGGAAAAAAGAUGUUCUAGCGGCUAAGGAAACUUGGGGUCUCGGCACAUUUUUCUUAGUACUGCUGAUUACUGCGUGCCUUCAGAUUUCAAUUUCUAUAUAUAUCAUUUUUAAACUAAAAUAUUAUACUCACGAGGAAUCAAUGUUAAUAGAGCAAAAUAAAAAAAUGUUGGAUUCAACAAUCUCAAUGCUACAGAUACUAACAUCCUUUGCAAUUUAUUUGCCCAGUUUAGUGAAGAGAGUUGAUUCGUUCAACAAUUUCUGUUGGAAUUCUUUACAAGAUCAAAACGUAGAGAAUAUUGCACAUUCAAAGAUAGAUGAGGUGAUCGAUAACCUUGUGCUCAAAUCUGUUUGCAAAAAUGAUCCAAUAUCAGACAUAAAAAUGAUAAACAAUAUUAAUAAAAAUCUACACUGUCAAAAUAUUCAACCUGAUCUAAGAUUCGAUUGUCAUCCAGAGGAUGGAGCCUCAGAAUUAUCAUGUGCAGAUCGUAAUUGUUGCUGGACUCCGAUAAGCAAUGAUAUUUCAAAUACAUCAAGAAUACCUCUAAAUAUUCCAUAUUGCUAUUAUCCAUCAGAAUGGCCUGGAUACAAAUACGAUAAAUAUAAUCAAGAUGGUAACAAUUUUCUUGGGUUCUUAAGCCGUUCAACUCCUUCUUUCUAUAAGAAUGAUAUUAAAACUAUCCAACUGGAAUCUAUUAGUAUUGACAAUUCUAUUCUCCGUGUCAAGAUGACUGAUCGCUCUAACCACCGAUACGAACCACCUUGGCCACUUAGAAAUGAUAGAUAUUUAUAUGGCACCAAAAAUACUAAUGAAAAGUACGAAUUUAGAGUGGAUCCAAACAAAACUGGCUUCAUGAUUAGCAGAUCAUCCGACAAGACUCCAUUAUUCGACUCGAUUGGAAUGGGUGGAUUGAUAUUUGCUGAUCAGUUUUUGCAAAUAAACGCUUUACUACCAUCGCACAAUAUAUAUGGCCUCGGCGAACAUAGAGAGCAUCUGAAAUUAAAUACUAAUUGGCAAUCAUACACAUUUUUCAAUAAAGAUCAGCCACCUACAGAAGGGGCAAGUUUGUACGGUUCUCAUCCGUUUUAUCUAAUAAUUGAGGCUUCUGGUAACUGUCAUGGAGUUCUCUUCCUUAACAGCAAUGCUAUGGACGUAAUUCUACAACCAACACCAGCGAUCACGUUCCGGUCUAUCGGUGGUAUCUUUGAUAUGUACUUCUUUUUGGGACCAACGCCUGCGGAUGUUCUUAAACAAUACUCUGAAGUAGUUGGAAAACCAUUUAUGCCACCUUACUGGUCCCUUGGGUUUCACUUAUGCAGAUUUGGUUACGGAAGUUUGGAAAAAACCAAGGAAGUAUGGAACAGAACACGCACUGCAGGAAUUCCACUUGAUACUCAAUGGAACGAUCUGGAUUACAUGAGCAACAACAAUGACUUUACAUACAGCGAGGACAAUUUUAAAGAUCUUCCAAAAUUCAUCGAUGAGCUUCACACACUUGGAAUGCAUUACAUUCCAUUGAUAGACGCAGGAAUUUCUGCUGGUGAAGUUAAUGGCACUUAUCCACCUUAUGAUGAAGGUUUACGCAUGGAUAUAUUUAUCAAAGAUUCCGAGACAAAUCAGCCAUUCGUAGGAAAAGUCUGGAAUCGUGUCUCCACGGUAUGGCCAGAUUUUACACACAAGAAUAUAAAAGAUUAUUACACAAAAAUGAUGAAUUUAUUACACAAAGAUGUAGCAUUCGAUGGUGCUUGGAUAGAUAUGAAUGAACCAUCAAACUUUUAUAAUGGUCAUAUAAAUGGAUGUACCCAAAAUAAGCUUGAUUAUCCUCCAUAUGUACCGAAUGUUGUUAGCGGUUUGCUUGCAACUAAAACAGUUUGUAUGAACGCUCAGCAUUCUCUCAGUACGCAUUACAAUCUUCAUAAUACAUAUGGUACCAGUCAAGCCAUUACUACUAAUCACGUCCUGAAAUCUCUUAGAAACAAAAGACCUUUUAUAAUAUCAAGAUCGACCUGGGUGGGACAUGGUGCGUAUGCAGGUCACUGGACUGGAGAUAUAUACUCUUCAUGGCACGAUUUGAGAAUGAGUAUCCCAGAGAUCUUAGCCUUUAGUUUCUUUCAAGUACCAAUGGUGGGUGCUGAUAUUUGUGGAUUUGAUGGAAAUACGACAGAAACGUUGUGCAAUCGGUGGAUGCAGUUAGGAGCUUUCUAUCCAUUCUCACGUAAUCACAAUUCGGACGAUACCACAGAACAAGAUCCAGUGGCUAUGGGAGAUCUUGUUGUUCGAUCUUCCAAGAAAGCUUUGACGAUUCGAUAUUGGCUACUUCCUUACCUUUAUACAUUAUUUUAUCGAGCUCAUCGUUUUGGUGAAACUGUUGCUCGUCCAUUAUUCUUUGAAUUUCCACAGGAUGUCACCACAUACGUUAUUGAUACUCAAUUCCUAUGGGGAAGCUCCUUUAUGAUUGUGCCAGUUCUCCAAGAAGGUGACACUUCAGUAAAGGCUUAUCUUCCUCGUGGUCUGUGGUAUGAUCUGUACUCGAAACUAUUUGUAUUUUCUACCGGAAAAUACUUUAUGCUGGAUGCACCUCUGGAUACGAUACCUCUACUCAUUCGUGGAGGCUACAUUCUGCCAGCUCAGGAACCUAAGUCGACCACAACAGAAAGUAGAAAGAGUGACUUUGAAUUGCUGAUAGCAUUAGAUCAGUUUGGCGAAGCUAACGGAGAACUUUACUGGGACGAUGGAGACAGUCUCGACACCACUUGCAACUUUCAGUGGUUGAACUUUACAGUAAAAGAGGAAAAUCUCUCUAGUGAUAUUGUCGAGAAGCCCAAUUGUAAUAAGAAAUUUGUUAAGUUUAAUGAAAAAAUGAUUCUUGGCAAAGUUCGCAUACUGGGCAUUACGCGAACAGUCUCACGCGUCUUCAUUAAUGACAAGAAGAUCAAUUUUAAUUACGAUCCAGAUAAAUCGUAUCUGAAGGUGCAGGAUUUGUCGUGGGACUUACACCAGAAAUUCACGUUAUCUUGGAAAUACGAAUAACCAAUAACAGCAACAAAGUAUGAUAAAAUUCUCAAUUAACAUAACGUAAGUAAAAGUGUGAUAUACCCCCCUUUUAAUUUUAACGUUGUUUACUUUAUAAUCGCUACACGAAAUGUAUUACCCUAUACUCAUAUUUUGUUACUGCUUGUUUGAUUAAUAAAAGAAAUAUCGGAAGGAUAUUAAAAUCAGAUAAUAAA